Molecule: messenger RNA, 423 nt
Organism: Protopolystoma xenopodis
Lineage: Eukaryota; Metazoa; Platyhelminthes; Monogenea; Polystomatidea; Polystomatidae
Source: the annotation of a GenBank genome assembly
GUUGUCAGCGCCAACGAAGAAAGGGUAGAAGCUAAAUACCAGACAGAAUAUGAGCCCAAUAAAGAGACUUUCUACGGGACGAAGUAUGGGCCGAAAUAUGGAAAUAAAGAGAUGAAGCAUCGGCCUAAGCACGAGACCAAAUAUGACACUGAAACGAGGAAAUACCACCAACCGAAGGAAGCCAAGAAGGAGGCAAACAAUGAGCUGAAGUCCGAGACAAAAUCCGAAGCCAAACGUGAGGCCAACUAUGAGCCAAAGUAUGAGCGUAAAUAUAAAAAGAAAGAGUGGAAGUACCAAUCCAAGUAUCCGACCAAUUACGAGCCUAGAGAUAGGCUCAAAUACGAGAGCAAGUACGAAACUAAAAGGGAGAAAUACCAUCAGCCGAAAUACGGAGCCGAAUAUGAGCCCCAACAGAAGGCUUAA